AACUAAAUACUAUUUGAUACAAAAAUAUAAUUCUCUCUACAAACCUCUAAAUCGUUUUGACUGGAAGAUUCGGUAUUGCAAGAAAGAAAUUUUGAUUGAUAUUGACGAAGACAAAUAUGUUAAACUUCGAUCUUAUGGCGGAACACCAUAUUGUGUAUUAAGUGGCGAGACUUUAAUCUUUCUUGAAUCGAAUAAAUUUAAUGAUUAUCAAAAAAAAAAAUGCGAUGUUUGUGGGGAUUUUACAUAUUGUGCCAUGUGCUUUUACGAUUUUCACAGAAACGAUAUAUCUGAAACUAGAGGAAUAUUGGAGAAAGUGACACCUGCGAUUGACAUGCCAAAAACCAAACCAGGAUAUUAUACUGUACGAAAAGGAUAUAAACCAGGAAUUUAUUUAACUUGGGAUAAAUGUGAGACACAAGUUAAUGAAUUUCGUAAUGCUAUGUAUAAAAAAUUCCCUACUCGUAUCAAAGCUCAAAAAUUUAUUGAAGGAAAAAGUGAAGUUUCUGUUAUUUUAAACGAUAGUAAAAUUCAAAUUUGGACAGAUGGAUCAUCAUUUAAUAAUGGUACAACAAGAGCUCAAGCGGGUAUUGGUGUAUUUUGGAAGGAUAAUGACCCUAAUAAUUUAAGCGAAAGAUUACCAGGAUCGGAACAAACUAAUAAUCGCGCUGAAAUUUAUGCUGUGAUUAGAGCUCUCGAAGUUUGUGAAAAUAAAACAAAACCUUUGGAAAUAAUGACAGAUAGUAAAUAUGUAAUCAACAUAAUUGAAGAUUGGGUUGAAAAAUGGGAAAAAAAUGGUUAUAUGAGUUAUAAAAAUACACCAGUCAAAAAUCAAGAUCUAAUCAAAAGGUUAAAAAAACUUAUUGACAAUAGAAUAGGUACAGUUCGAUUGAUUCAUGUUAGAGGUCAUUGGGGAAAUUAUGGUAAUGAACAAGCUGAUAGAUUAGCUAAAAUUGGAUCAUUACAAGAAGAAGCGAAAGAAAAUUUUAAAUUAGAAACUCAUUCUAAACAUAUUACUGAUUAUUUUAACAAAAAAUAA
Molecule: messenger RNA, 1036 nt
Organism: Racocetra persica
Lineage: Eukaryota; Fungi; Glomeromycota; Glomeromycetes; Diversisporales; Gigasporaceae
Source: the annotation of a GenBank genome assembly